CCUGAGUAAGAUGGAAUCCGACUUUCCUCAGAGUUUAUGUUCUAUGUUUUACUAUCACAUCGUGUCAAACAAAGAAUCGUACAUAUAUUUGUUUUUAGUCAAAUUUUUUCAAAAAAAUUAGUCAUUUAAUUUUAAAUGGACAAAAACAUUCAUCAUCAUAUCCCAGGCAGUCAAUUUAGUACCCACAAUGGCCAAUUAGUGAUUUCGUCGGGCAUACAAACCUUGGAUUCUCUCUUAGGCAAUGGAAUACCCAUAGGCACUGUAGUUUUAAUUGAAGAGGAUUUCCAUGGCUGUUACUCAAAAGUAUUACUAAAGUAUUUCCUUGCUGAGGGUAUUGUAUCAACGCAUUCUACAUUCAUUGCUAGUCAAGAUGUAAAUCCUUACCAUAUUAUUAAAGAACUACCUGCUGUGAUUGAAAGUGAUCCCGAAGUUGGCGACAGUGCAGUUUCAAAAACCUCCAAUAAUGAUAAGUUACAAAUCGCAUUCAGAUAUCAAAAUUUACCCAGUUACGAUAGUGAUUAUGGCCCCAAAGAGAACAAAGAUUUCGGACAUAUCUAUGACUUGUCAAAAACGAUAGACGUCAGUGACAUUGAGAACUCGGAUAUCUGCUGCUGGACAGGGCUAAGGAUUGAAAAUGGUACAAAAACAUACUCGAAUCCCGCAUAUAACGAACUCCUGAAGUCGAUCAAGAACAAAAUCAAAGAGGGAAAGUUUUUCUUAAAGGACAAUCCGGAGAAACGUUCGAUGCUGAGAAUAGGUAUCCAUUCGUUAGGAUCGCCUAUGUGGCUGCCGCAUCGCAAGUCGCUACAAUCUAUAGACGGCACGAGAGACCUCGACAAGUUCAUUUUCUGCUUGAGAGCGCUAGUUAGGUCCGCUUAUGCCGUCGCCAUGGUUACCGUACCGACGCAUCUCUACCACGAGAUGUCGCUCGAGCGAUGCAUCCAUUCCAGUGACAUAGCGCUGCGGCUGCAGGCGUUCAGCGGCACGGAGUUGGAGAACAACCAGAGCCUCAACGAGUACCAUGGUUUCUUUUACUUGACCAAGUUGGCAGCCGUGAAUUCGCUGGUUUCCAAACACCCCGGACCAGUCGAGUACGUCUUCAAACUCCGCAGGAAAAGAUUCUCCAUAGAAAUACUGCAUUUGCCUCCAGAUAUUCAAGAUGACAACAAAGAGACUGGAAAAAAGCACGGUAAUAAAGCCGUCCAUUCAAUGGGAUGCUCCGGUGCGAAUUCACAUCCAUUAGAUUUUUAAGCGAGCUUAUUAUGUACCUUAUUUAUUGAUGAGAGUAAUGUAUUUUCAGCAAAUCGACAAUUAAAUUGAUAUUAUAAAUGCUCUGGUCAUCAGUGUUUGUUUAUACCACAGACAUCAAGUUAUACAUCUUUGGGAUUCGGUGAAUUUAAAAAACACCUUAAAAGUUUUUAAAAAGUUGAAACAGAAAGGUUAGAUAUUUGGUUAAAAAUAAUCACAUUCUUGCAAAGGGCUCACCAAUUUCCUCUACAAUUGCAAAUCUGGGUAUGGGAGCACCGGAAUCAACUGUUGCUGGAUGUUUGUCAGUCUAACCAAUUUUUAUUUCCUAUGC
This is a messenger RNA of Acanthoscelides obtectus, 1579 nucleotides long. Lineage: Eukaryota; Metazoa; Arthropoda; Insecta; Coleoptera; Chrysomelidae. The record is from the annotation of a GenBank genome assembly.